AGUCCAGUCCAGUCCAUGUGGACUGGACUGGACUCAGAUUUUUUGGAUUUCAUGGACUCGGACUGGACUGGACUAGACUUUUUUAGUCCAUGGACUGGACUGGACUCAAAAAUUUGAGUCCAUACGGAGCUCUGUUACUUAACCACCAUAUGGUGAGUACUUUUAUAAUAUGACACUUAGUUAUUAAUUGUCAGAAUAUAUAAGAGUGCUCCGCAGACACUUGAUUUGUCGUUGGAUCUCUCACAGGUAUUCAUGGGUUACUUCGUGCUUGGGCAAGUACUUGACAAGAGGGUAAAACAAUUACUUGAUUUACUUCUACAAAAUUCCAAAAACAUUGGACAAAACGAGUAAUUAAACAAGUAAUCGUAUGCAAGUACAUUCAUUAGAGAUUGUAUUUACUUUUUUAGAAUUACAUGUUAUCAAUUGCAUUCGAAAGAAUAGAAGAAUUGUUAGAGAAUACGAACAAUUCUAACGCAAGAAAAAAACACUUUUUAAUUCAAUUCUAAACUGGAUAUCUGUCGGCAUUGAAUUAUAUCUCGAUUGUUCACUAUUUGUAUUUUUUUGUCCAACUGCUAUGUGAAAUCGACUUUCAUACUAAAGUUGGUAUAUUCAAAUUACUUGUAUUUUUAGCAUUUCAUUACAAUCUGCGGAUAGCCAUAUUUGUGGCGGUACACUGAUUGAUAGUCGUCAUGUUCUAACAGCAGCACAUUGUCUAACGUCGACUGAUAUUAAACAAUAUUCAAUUGUCACAGGUUUACAUGAUCGUGCAAAUUUAGGUGAUGGCCGUGCACAACGACAUGAAGUUGAAGCACUUUUUAAUCAUGAACAAUACAAUGUAGACACAAACGAAAAUGACAUUGCAAUAAUACGAUUGCGUCAACCGGUGAAAAUGACUCAGUAUGUGAAUGUGGCUUGUUUGCCUGAAAAUGAUCCACUACUCAAUUCUGACGUUAUAAUAGGUGAUUCUGGUGGACCAUUGGUCCACGAAGUCAGAGGAAAAUGGUACAUCAGUGGCGUUGUCAGUUACGGAAUAGGAUGUGCAAGUGAUGGUUAUCCUGGUGUUUACACAAGAGUCAGUUACUAUUUACCAUGGAUCCGCGCAAAAACAACAUUAGCUUAA
This is a messenger RNA of Didymodactylos carnosus, 1120 nucleotides long. Lineage: Eukaryota; Metazoa; Rotifera; Eurotatoria; Philodinida; Philodinidae. The record is from the annotation of a GenBank genome assembly.